GCAGUGCGCGACAGCACCAGCAGAUGCGUGCGCUUGCAGGUGCACGCCAUGGACGCGGAUGCUUUGAAUGAUUUGGUUGUGCACGAACUUCGUCGAUCGUGACGACGUCAGUGAGUGCGUCCAGCGAUGUAGCGCCCGCUGAUGUGUUCGGUGCAGAUGGAGCCUGACAAUCCUCGUAGACACCGCACACGGCAGCUGCUGGUCACCCUCGGCGUUGUAACGGUGCUCGUCAUCCUUUACGCCAGUCCGCGCGAGCUGCGCAACGCUAUUAGAAGCGGUAUUUCCCGAAACUCAACGCACCCGAGCGCAUGACAUCGCUCCGUAACGGCAGCAGCAGUGGCAACAAGAACAACAACGUAAGUGCCUGGAAGUUUCCGAUCAGAGUGCUGGGACGAUUUCGACACGAUUCAAGUUCGACCGUCGACUCGGACUACUCCGGCGAAGUCGUUCACGUGCUGCUCAUUUUCACGAACGUUAACGAAGCCAGAAACAUGCGCGAGAAGCUGGCGAUCUGCCUCGGAUCGCUGCUCGCGUUGAGCAGCGCCCCGCUUCGGCUCUACAUCGUGACGGACGGCCCCAGCGCCGAUGUGGCCCGGCAGGUUCUAGCGGACGCCUCCGCCAAGGCAUCUUCGGAUGUGCUGGCGGAGCUUCUGGACAUGGAUGACAUGCUGGCUCCUCUCGAGGACCUGGUGUCCUUCUUGCAGCCUCACUUCAGUUCGCACGGGUACUAUGGCAAGAAGCUCUUCUUUCUGUCAACGGGCCUACAUCGGCUGUUUCCUGUGGGAGUCCGUCGCCUCAUCCUUCUGGACGUUGAUCUUCAUCUGCGCUCGGAUAUUGCCCUCCUGCAGAAACAUUUCGCCCUGUUUCCUCCGGGCGCGAUAAUGGGGCUUGCGCACGAACUCCAGCCCGUGUAUCGUCACUGCUUGCACAAGUACAGGCAGCAGCAUCCGGGCACCCCGUGCGGCGAACCUGCACCCCACGGAAACCCCGGGUUCAACAGCGGUGUCCUGCUGAUCGAUCUCGAAGCUGUUCGAAGCUCGUCCACCUACAAGAAGUUCCUCACUGCCUCGGGAGUCCAGUGGCUGGUAGAGAAAUACAGUUUUGGAGGCAACCUCGGAGACCAGGACUUCUACUCUCUCCUAAGCUGGGAAUUCCCCGAGCUGUUUUACGUGCUCCCGUGCACGUGGAAUCGACAGCUGUGUGAGUGGUGGCGACAUCAUGGCUAUGCAGACGUCUUUGACGAGUACCAUAGGUGCAAUGGUACGGUUCACAUUUAUCACGGCAACUGCAAUUCUUCCAUACCAUCAGUGAGGUGACCUACCGUGGUGGCUCAGUGGCUCAGGUGUCCUGCUGCUUAGCAUGAGUACCCUGGUUCAGUUCCUGAACGCUAAGCACUACCUAAAUAUACUAGCGUUAUAAAUUAUUGUAAGAAUUUGGGUUGAGCUGCAGUAAGCUACUUCAUCUGAAUGACAAGGUGUGCAAAUGCACUGGUACUGUAUGUUUAUAUCUAGUCACGGCUUAUUAGUUUACAGAUAGUUCUUGUUCUUUGUUGCCAUUUGCCAUAUUUUAUGGUUGCAGGUCUAUCUGUUCAAUAGAAGCGAGCAGCUAGCACUUGCUUUCUGGAAUUCUUUUUGUAUAUACUAUCAAUUACCUGGCAGAUCAGAUCAAAAGUUCGUUUUUCCCAUUGUUAAUUUUUGGAUGUUGCAACUUUAUCAUUGAAUUAUUGUUUUAAGUUCUUCUCAUUAAUUCAGCGGCUUCGCUAGCAUCAGAACUGCGUCUUCGCUUGGUUCGCUAUGUUCCUUACUUCCUCAAGUAAUCAUUGUGCAUCUAUAUGAACAACUGUAUAGUUUUGAGGAGAUGUCUUUUGUUUGAGUGAAGAACCCGACAAUGUUCCUUUAAGUGGCAGCCAUAUUCACAGCAGUCGUUUUUCUCAUUGAUGUUGCGUACAGCGUCGUAUGCUAUUCUGAAGAAGAAAAAAAAUUCAGGAGAUGCACAAAUUUGACAAAAAAAAAAGCAAGAAAAUGUUCAAACUUGGAGUGUAAGGUGCUUUAGUCCCCGUGUCUUUAUUCAAGCCAUGGAAUUUAAGAUGUCUGUGGAGUUUUCUACAAAAAUUACUCGAAGGGCAGCUGAACUGUUGUAAAUGCAGCUCCGUGGACAUUUGUGCCAAGGUUCUGUGUAUUAACUUUUCAAAGAAACAGUAGUUGACAGUGUUCUCGUAUGUGGGAGCUGUGCAGCUGCACCAUCUCUUCCACCAAGCUGGAAACACUCAAACUGAGACCGUUGGGCAGUGUAACACAUGUGCAGAUGGUUUAGGAGAACUUUUUGUUGGGCAAGUUGGUGAACGUUCAUAAUCGAUUUUUAAGGUAGCAAAGGAGGACAUACACAAGUUCAUUGCAGCCAGGGAUGGAUACUGGAGGGGAAAGCUGCCCCCUUAAGUGCCAAACGGCCUCUCAUUGCCUCCAAUGGACUGCCAGAAGGCUGACACUAUAGUUUGCUCUGGGGUGUCGUCGAAAUGCCACCCCCUUCCCGCAGGAAAAUAAUCCUGGCACUACACGCGUCUGCAAGUUAUAUAUAAUGUAAAUGUUCGCUGCUUUAUUCAUUCAUGUGAAAGCGCAUCACCAACAUUAAGAUAGUAAGCUGAGCUAGUUGGUUUAGCAUUUGUAGAAAUUUCGUGGAGCUGCUCAUGAGCAGGACAAAGGACAGAAAAAACAACGCUUCUUCUCGCUGUUUCUUCUGUCCUUUGUCACACUAAUGGGUGCUGCAUGAAAUUUUUAUCAUGCAUAACUGACCUUGAGGAAAGCUCUUGCUCAGUUUGAAAAAACGUAAGUAACGAAGUCUUUGACACGUCUCUACCAAGGUUUUGUAAAGCAUCCACAGGUAUAUCGUUUCCGAACUUGCAGACAGUAUUAAUUCCUGUUCGCAACACAGCAGCUGACAAGUUUGCUGCCCCGAUUUGGGGCUUGCUUACAGCGUAAUAUUGUGCCAGCUGUGACACCAGUAGCAGCUAGGUGGUAGCCUUCUAAUUGACGCGAAUGGCAGCGAGGAAACAUUUGCAUUCUUAACUGAGAGAUUAACCCUUUGCGGUCCGUUGUCGGGCCACUACCGACAACGCAACAGGACCACAGCAGCUUGUGGUUGGGCACUGCUCAACAAGUUGUUUCGUGGUUGGUUCACGUGCACGUUUUCUCGUUGCAUUAUGCGUCAUCUCUAAAUGAGUAAGUAAACUUCUUUUACUUGGGCUUUGAAUUUAUUAGUUUCACACCGGAAUGGACGGAAGGUCGGUAAAGGCUUCGGAGCGUAAAGGGUUCAAUAAAAUUUAUGAAAAAAAAAAAAGACUGCGCCAACUUGUUUUGCACAAAUUCUUCAGUCACAUGAAUUCCCAGAAUGCAAUGGAAGACGUAUUAAUACUAAACCUACACUUUUGCUCUCUUUAUAUACUUGUAGCAGUUUGCCGUAACCAAGAUGGUGGACAUCAGGGGCACAAAUCAGAAUAAUUCAUGUCAAUAAGCAGGAUGAUGAUUUUCCUGCCACCUUCAGUCUCAGCACUGCGCAACCUUUCUUUCAAACUGCAGAAGUGCCUCAGCUUCAACAGCGCUGCCAGCAAAACCAUAGCCAUAAUGGUUAGGCCAAUUUAGAUGUAUAGUAGAUGGGCCAGCUUGCAGAAUUUUGUAUAUUGUCUGUCACACUUGUAAAAUCGGUUCCCUUAAGAUGUGGUUUGCUGACUCACUGCCCUAUAGAGGCAUUAUUAAUUACUGAUGUGUCACUUGCAAAGAAACAUGUUUAUUGAGUACAUAGCAUUUUUAUUGUUGGAGAAAGUACCAUGUGUAAAUAACUCCCUUUACUCUAAUGAAAAAGCUCUACACUAACAGUAUAUGUAUAAUGUUUGAAGUGUGUAUAUAUGUGCAUGUGCAUACCCACGGUGUUGUGGCUGCAGUUCAUCCUAUGUUAUUUUGUGUGCCAUAAUUCAAGCCAUGCAAAGCUGCAGUGCCUCAGAAUGGUUGAGUGUCCACUGCUUUGAAAAAGUGUCCACGCCAUUUGCCAUAAUGCAGCAUUCGCUUGUCAUGAAGCUGCUGGACUGUGUCCAGAACUCACCGAGACCCUCCUAAAAGCCACAUUUGGCUUCCUACCUAAAUGUAGUGUACUGGUGUGUAGCUAAUAGGUUUGAAUGCCAAAAUUUGUGCCAAGGUCCUCAGUGGCAAUCUAUGUUGUAAAAUUGUGACCAGCUCUGUUCAUCCAUUGCAUGCUUGGUUUCUUCUAAUCGUUUUUUUUUUAUGUUGCUGCUCCAGUGCAGCUGUCCAGGAUUAUCACCCACAGUCGAGAGCCAUUUGGUUAUGGUGUUGAGAUCGCAGCAACAUGUGAUGGGGAAAAUUUUAAAAUGUUUAUUACCACUUACAGUGCUCAAAAGGCACAAGGCACCGAGGUACGACGCGGACACAGCACUAACUUCCAACAAAUGAUACUGUGUCCAUGUUGUACCUCUGUCUCUUGUUCCUUUUGUGCUCUAUAGGUGUUAAUAGGGAGUACCAAUACGCUCCAAAUAACGUUCUUGAAAACGGUUCCUUAUAUGGAUGUAGAGACGUGGUAAAAAGCCAGUGGCAUUGAUAAUAAUGGCGCAGCCUUUAACUGCAAUGUUUCUCAUUACAUGAGCCUUUGCUAUAGAAAGCAGUGGCACCCUUUUGGACGCUAAGUGCCACAACUCGAUUCGCAGCCUCCUUGUCAAGAUUGUUCCCGAGUCCCAAAACGUUGAGCCCAUCUAAAAACUGUGGCUGUAAUAAUUUCGGCAUCUAGAAUUCUUUUACCCGGCCAGGAACAUCUCUGUCAAAAUUUUCACAUUUAAGUACACUUGCUGUGCAAUUUCAUGUUUACAUUCUAUUACUUCGUAAGUGUCUAGUGCAAAUGUCAUCCCUUUUCUGCGUUUUAUACAGCAUGGCUUUUCUUGUAUUGCACACGUUAAUCAGAACACCAGAGGUUUAUUUGUGGCUUGGAGCGUGAAUACUAAUUUUGCGUUACCUGAUGGUCUAGAGAACACUGCCUGCUUUGCAUUUGUUGAUUGCAAAGUUUCGACUUGAAGCUGUCAUUUUUUUUUCAUACAUUAUCUACAUCUUCUAGAUCUACACUUCUUUUGAUGCACAUUGUUUUUAGAAGCUAUUUUCAGAAGCUCUUCAUGGUAUUUUGCUGUCUGUUUAUGAAAGAGACAGUUGCUCCUUAAAUUGCCAUGCAGUACCUACCCAACUGUUGCAUUUCUGUUUCAUAUUUUUUUCGUGCUCGUCUCUAUUAUAACACAUUUUUGUUGCAAUUGUUUAAAUGCUUGUAAAUAGUGACAUUUUGUUUUUCUCAUGUAUAACUGUAGAGUGCAUUUCUUUAAAUGCCUCUUGUUUUUUUUUUUUUCAUGUUCAUUGCUGGUCCUUGCGAUAGCAUAACAUUUUAAUUUUUUAAUUACUAAGCUGCUCCCAUGUGCAGAGGAACACUUGAAUUCCUACUAUAGUAGUGCAAAGAAUUUUUUUUUUUUUUUUUUGCGACGAUGGCAGAGCAUAGCAUUUUGUAUUAUUGUACAUGAAGACUGACGUGCAAGAUAUUGUUGGCGCUUUUAUUCAGUUUGCAUGGAGUUACUUUUAACGCAAUAAUGGUGAUAGCCCUGUGAAAAAGCCUGUGCAACUCUGAAUGCGUGGAAGUCAUUGCAUUUGUCUUUAGUAGGUCGUGAACUAUGGAUUAU
Messenger RNA from Rhipicephalus sanguineus (brown dog tick), 5713 nucleotides. Its product is annotated as xyloside xylosyltransferase 1. The record is from RefSeq and is a predicted model, not a curated record. NCBI's taxonomy places the organism in Eukaryota, Metazoa, Arthropoda, Arachnida, Ixodida, Ixodidae. The transcript is spliced from 2 exons. Gene Ontology annotation, molecular function: UDP-xylosyltransferase activity. Bases 309 to 1316 code for a protein of 335 amino acids.